Molecule: messenger RNA, 4803 nt
Organism: Zeugodacus cucurbitae (melon fly)
Lineage: Eukaryota; Metazoa; Arthropoda; Insecta; Diptera; Tephritidae
Gene: ninaC
Product: neither inactivation nor afterpotential protein C
Exons: 19
Coding region: 174-4691 (1505 amino acids)
Biological process (GO): protein phosphorylation
Cellular component (GO): myosin complex
Molecular function (GO): ATP binding; cytoskeletal motor activity; protein binding
Source: RefSeq, a predicted model, not a curated record
GUUUCCCUCUUUUUGAGGGAAUUUUUCUUCAUAAGCAUAUUCAGUACAUAUUACGCAGCCUACUGUGCUGCAUGUAAAUUACGGUAAAGCAAUUUUUUAAACUAAAGUGACAAGUAUUUCAAUAUUAAACCUAUUUUAAAUUUAUCUUCAGGUGUAGUUUUAGGAUUUUAAAUAUGUAUUUACCAUACACACAACUGCCCGACCCAACGGAUAAGUUUGAGAUCUAUGAAGAAAUUGCUCAAGGUGUCAACGCAAAAGUAUUUAGAGCAAAAGAGUUGGAUAAUGAACGAAUGGUAGCUUUGAAAAUUCAACACUAUGAUGAGGAACACCAAAUAUCAAUCGAAGAAGAGUACCGCACAUUACGUGACCACUGCAACCAUCCCAAUCUUCCCGAGUUUUAUGGCGUCUACAAGCUUGAAAAGCCAAAUGCACCUGAUGAGAUAUGGUUCGUCAUGGAGUAUUGCAGUGGAGGUACAGCCGUUGACAUGGUGAACAAAUUAGUAAAAUUAGAACGUCGCAUGCGUGAAGAACAUAUUGCCUAUAUUAUACGCGAGACAUGUCGAGGAGCUAUUGAACUAAAUAGAAAUCACGUUAUACAUAGGGAUAUAAGAGGUGAUAAUAUACUUCUUACUAAAGAUGGGCGCGUGAAACUAUGUGAUUUCGGUUUGUCACGUGAAGUGGAUUCGACUUUUGGAAAACGUGGCACGUGCAUAGGAUCACCUUGUUGGAUGGCUCCGGAAGUUGUAACUGCAAUGAGUGCAAAGGACCCCGAGAUUACCUCUCGAGCAGACGUAUGGGCACUAGGCAUAACAACAAUUGAAUUAGCUGAUGGUCAACCACCUUUUGCUGAUAUGCACCCAACCCGUGUUAUGUUUCAAAUAGUACGAAAUCCACCGCCGACUCUAUUACGGCCAACUAAUUGGUCACAACAAAUUAAUGAUUUCGUAUCGGAGUGUUUGGAGAAAAAUGUAGAGAAUCGUCCAAUGAUGGUUGAAAUGAUUGAACAUCCAUUUCUUAACGAAUUAUUCGACAAUGAAGAAGAAAUGCAGGCAGACCUUCGCGAACUAUUAGUUUUUUGUAGAGAUGCUCCAGCUAUAUACAAGGACCCCGAAAUAUUUGUUGACAGAGGUUAUAUAAAACGGUUCGACGGAAAACCGGAGCGUAUGUACCCGGAAGAUUUGGCUGCUAUUGAAAAUGCGACAGACGAAAUGAUUUUAGAAUCACUUCGUAACCGGAUGGAGCUCGGUGGAUCUUAUAGCUUUAUCGGCGAUGUUUUACUAUCAUUAAAUUCCAACGAUUUGCAAACUGACUUCGACGACGAGUUCCACAGUAAAUAUAAGUUUAAGUCGCGUUCGCAAAAUUCUCCUCAUAUUUUUGCCGUUGCUGAUAUUGCGUAUCAAGAUAUGCUACAUCACAAAGAACCGCAACACGUUGUAUUUUCCGGGGAGAGCUUUUCCGGUAAAUCGACUAACAUUCGCCUACUAAUAAAUCAUUUAUGUUACUUGGGAUCUGGUAAUAGAGGGGCUACCUCAAGAGUGGAAAACUCAAUCGAAGCAAUUCAAAUGCUGGUCAAUGCGGGUACACCUAUUAACAAUGAGUCCACACGUUGUGUGCUGCAGUACUUCCUGACCUUUGGUCAGACGGGGAAACUCAGUGGUGCUAUAUUUAAUAUGUAUAUGUUAGAGAAGCUUCGAGUUUCCACUACUGAUAUGAACCAGCACAACUUUCAUAUCUUCUACUAUUUCUAUGAUUUUAUGAACAGUGAAGGUAUACUAAAAGAGUAUAAUUUAAAAAGUGAACGUGGUUAUCGUUACCUGCGCAUUCCAGCAGAAGCACAACCCACUAAAUUGAAAUACCAUCGCGAUGACCCUAUAAAUAAUGUUGAACACUAUAAGCGUUUCGAGAGCAUAUUGCAAGAUCUUGACUUUAAUCACAAACAACUAGAAACGUUGCGCAAGGUUCUUGCUGCUAUUUUAAAUAUUGGCAACAUUCGAUUCCGAACUUCUGGUAAAUACGCUGAAGUAGAAAAUACCGAAAUGGUUACACGCAUAGCAGAGUUAUUGCGCGUAGACGAGAAAAAGUACAUGUGGUCAUUAACCAAUUUUAUUAUGGUCAAAGGCGGCAUAGCAGAGAGGCGACAAUACAGUACUGAAGAAGCUCGUGAUGCUAGGGAUGCUGUGGCAUCGACAAUAUAUUGUCGGCUCGUCGAUUGGAUAAUUAAUAAGAUAAAUAUGAAUUUAUCAUUUCCCCGCGCUGUCUUUGGGGACACUAACGCCGUCGUUGUGCAUGAUAUGUUCGGAUUUGAAUGUUUUCAUAGAAACGGUUUGGAUCAGCUGAUGAUAAAUACUUUGAAUGAGCAAAUGCAAUACCACUAUAAUCAACGAAUUUUUGUAAACGAGAUGCUCGAAAUGGAAGCAGAUGAUAUACCAACGGACAAUUUGAAUUUCUAUGACAAUAAGACAGCUCUUGAUAAUUUAUUGACUAAACCAGAUGGACUCUUUUACAUAAUUGACGAUGCUUCUCGCACCAGUCAAGAUCAAGAUCUUAUUAUGGAUCGUGUAGUGGAAAAGCAUAGUCAAUUCGUUAAGAAACACACAGCUACCGAAAUAUCAGUCGCACACUACACCGGACGAAUAAUAUAUGACACACGCGCCUUCACAGAUAUAAAUCGUGACUUUGUACCUCCGGAGAUGAUCGAAUCCUUUAGAUCGUCGAUGGAUGAAAAUAUAAUGAUGAUGUUUACGAAUCAACUAACAAAAGCAGGCAAUUUGACAAUGCCAUUUGAAAGUGUACAACAUAAACCAGAAGAUUCUCAGAGGAAAUCAUAUCCGCUAAAUACUUUAUCAGCAGGCUGUAUUUCCCAAGUGAACAAUCUGAGAACUUUGGCCGCAAACUUUCGCUUUACUUGUUUAACUCUACUCAAGACUUUGACUCUUAGUAGUAAUCUGGGUGUACACUUUGUUCGUUGCAUUAGGGCGGAUUUGGAAUACAAACCACGAGCGUUUCACAGUGACAUGGUUCAGCAACAAAUGAAGGCUCUUGGGGUGCUGGACACAGUUGUCGGCCGGCAACGAGGCUACUCUUGUCGUAUCACAUUUCAAGAGUUUCUUAGACGUUAUCAAUUUUUAGCAUUUGAUUUUGACGAAACUGUGGAUAUUACUAAAGAGAAUUGUCGUCUCUUGAUGAUCCGUUUAAAAAUGGAAGGCUGGGCUAUUGGAAAAACUAAAGUAUUUCUCCGAUAUUAUAAUGACGAGUUUCUGGCAAGAUUGUACGAAAUCCAAGUGAAAAAAGUUAUAAAAGUUCAGUCGAUGAUGAGAGCGUUGCUGGCACGAAAACGUAUGAAAGGGGGCAAGGAUCCCAAAAAAGCAAAAGGAACCACGCGCAAUGAUGAGGCAGCCACUAAAAUACAAAAAGCUUUUCGUGGAUACCAUGAAAGACAACGUUUUCAGCCCUUGGUUAAUGAGAAAACUGGUCAAUUGAAUGAAGAAACGGCGGUAUUUAUACGAGUGUAUGCUAAAAAAUGGCGCGAAAAAUCUCUGUUUCAAGUUUUGCUGCAUUAUCGUGCGGCAAGAUUUCAGGAUUUCGUUAAUUUAGCACAGCAGGUCCACAUUUAUAAUCAAAGAUUUUUCGCUGGAAUAAAUAAAUGUACACGUAAUGUACCUUUUGAUCGGAUAAAUACGCGUGAAGUAAAUUCUUCUCAACUGGGGCCAUUGCCUAUACCGACAAAGAAGUUACCAUUUCGUUUGGAUCAAAUUCCUUUCUAUGAUACCCAUUAUAUGGUUAAUGCAGCUAAUUCAAUAUCUAGACAAAAUUUCUCAAAUACUUUAAUCAGUCAUGAUGACGAAGAGGAUUGGGAUAGUCCACUACAGCGAAAUCCUUCGAUGACUUCAUGUUUGCUAACUUACAAUGCGUAUAAAAAAGAACAAGCUUGUCAGACGAAUUGGGAUCGGAUUGGAGAGAGUGAUGUAAUCUACAACCAAAGUUAUUAUCGAGACCCACAGCUUGUAAAAAGGAAUCAAGUUCAAAUGAAUAUGAAUGCGUACAACAACUACAAUCAAUACAACAAUAAUUACAACAAUGUAUCUUCAAAUAUAUGGAGUAAUCGAACAGGUUCACGACGAAAUUCCUUAAAGUCAUAUUCGGCACCACCACCCCCGCCAAUGCCGCCCGCAAACAUGAUGUACCGCAAUGAUCCCGUACAGGCACGUGCAAUACAGCAAAACUCAAACCAAUUGAAUCGAAUGAAUCAAAAUUACCAACAACGCUCCUCAUUUGUACCUUCAGACCCUGUACGAGAAUUAAAGGACAUAGUGCGUCGUUCCAAUGAUGAGGAUAGUUCUGAAGACCCACCAUUUAAUUUCAAGGCAAUGCUUCGUAAAACAAAUUAUUCUCGUCCUGAUUCCACUGUUUAUGAAUUUAAUAGUCAGAUGCCAAAUAAUAAUAACGAAAACAUAAGCUUCCAACCAUCAAAACUCCGCGCCACUGGUCGUCGCCCCGAAGAUUUUAAUAAUCAAAAGUUUAAUCCAAAUGAUCAGCAAAAGUUUGAAAACCGAGCACCAUCCCUAAAGCAGACCGUUGUAGGAAAAAGUUUCGACAACACGGAUGCCAAGUCAUUUGAAGAAGCUGGUUCAUAUGUUGAGGAGGAGAUUGCACCAGGUGUUACAUUAUCUGGAUACGCUGUAGAUAUUUAAUACUUUGUUUUAGACAUUUUUUCUAGGAAUUAAGACAAUUUCCUGCAAUAUUGUGGUAGCCGGGAAAAUCUUCGCCAUAUUAAUAAAAUAAAUAAACAUAAUAACUUUGUAA